This is a messenger RNA of Raphanus sativus (radish), 2072 nucleotides long. RefSeq lists its product as uncharacterized. The transcript is spliced from 5 exons. The record is from RefSeq and is a predicted model, not a curated record. NCBI's taxonomy places the organism in Eukaryota, Viridiplantae, Streptophyta, Magnoliopsida, Brassicales, Brassicaceae. The coding region runs from base 352 to 1293 and encodes 313 amino acids.
UGAUGAAGACUCUGGGGACCGCAAGUUGAAAGGGUAAUCCCGUAAACUCAAACAAGACACGUGCCAAGAAGCUUACGGUUUCAACCCUAUCACGUGUUCAGAGAGUAUGUCCCACUAACGUACUUGCCAUCAACCCCUAGUACUAGUAGGCCCAUACUCACUGGGUAGGCUGUGUUCAUAAGCGCGUGGAGUCCGCUUAAAAAGCAGGCGCGUGGAAACGAAACCUCUCUCCCCCACCACUUCAUCUUCUUCCUUUCCCUUCUCCUACAAAUAUACCCUCUCUCUCAUUCUCUUUCCCUCCUCUGAAACUGGGACCCUUUUACAUAUCUCAAACUCACUAUCAAAAAAAUCAUGAAACCUGCUUGCGUAGUCGACGAUGCUGAGUUCUGGCUUCCGCCGGAGUUUCUAACCGACGAUGAUUUCCUCGUGGAGAAGGAGAACAAAGAGUCUGUGUUCCCGUACGAGACGAGUCAUGGCUUCGCGUUGGACUCGAGUUACGGUGACGACGAAGAGAGUUUCUUAGCCGGAUUGAGCCGGAAAAUGUCUCAGUCAUCUCUUCGAGACGAUUUCUCCGGCGCCAAGGCGUGGGGUAUGACUCGUCCGACUCAGUCGACUCGUUGUGGUGGCGGUUACGGUUGUCAGACGCGAGUUUCUUCUUCUCAAUCGGCGGCGGCGUGGGAUAUAUACUGUGCCGCUGCAGAGGAGCUGGCGAUGAUGAGUCUGAACGGUUACAACAACCGUCAUAGUGGCAGAGGACUCGCCGCAGCUAAAAUCUCUAACGACGGCUCCGGCUUCUACAGCCGCCAAUCUCUUCAAUACCAGAAGCUUCAAGCUAUUCAACUAAAGCAGCUACAGUUGAUGAAAGAACACCGUCGCUAUUUGGCGCAGCAGAGUGUUGAUAGUCGCACUAAAAGUACUACUCCUGUUCAUGUUGAUUUGUCGCCAUCUGCUGCAUGGCCACAGAGGCGUGGUGUUUCUGGCAUGCGUGCUGUUUCCCUCGGUGGUGACCGUACCGGAACCGGCGUGUUCUUGCCUCGAAGCGUUGACCGAACUUCCCCUGUAACCGCCCAGACUCGCAACAAGCCCAGUCUUGGUACGGUUUUGGUUCCGGCUAGAGUGGCGCAUGUACUUGACCGAAACGAAUCUGUGGUCCACCAGACGCCAGUCCGAUCUUCAGCUAGUUUCAACGAUGGGUCGUGGAGACAGAGGAGUAACAAUGGUGGGUACUCGAGCCAGAUGAUGAUAGAGCAGACAGUUAACGAGCCUCGGUUACCUUCGGAUUGGGCUUACUGACCACUUGUGGGUGUUUUUAGGUAAAGGUUUAAAGUAAAGUGAAGGAGGAAUAAAGAUAAGAUUUUGAAGACUUGAUCGAAAAAAAAAAAAAAAAUUUGAAGACAGGGUGUAGUGAAGUAGCGGCAAAAUUAGGGUUAUAUAGAUAAAGGAAGGAGAAAAGACGAAGAAAAAAAUGUGGACAGUGACGAGGGUUUUGGAUCGUUUAACCACCAUUGAUGAUGACUAAUAGGAGAACAAAAGGAGCUUUGAGAGAGGAUAAGCUGUUUCUUAUUUUGUUUGUUUUUGGUCUUCUCUGGGAAAUUUAAUAAUAACAGUCUGUCACCGGGCUGUUUCUUUUCCCCUUCCUCUCUCCCUCUCUUUUGUUCUCACAGCUUCUUAAGCAAUGGAGAAAGUACUAGUAGAAAUAAGAGAGACUUACACAAUAAGACACUUUCGUCUUUCUUUUAUCAUUAUAAGACACAAGUUGCAUGAGACACACUUUUACAGAUUGCUAGGCAAUUUUCGGACGGUUUUAACCCUCAUAAAAGCAAAAGACAAGUUAAGUUUUGUGGUCUGGUUAAAGUUACUAGUGGUCUGGUUAGAGUCACAGACUAAUAUUUUUUUUGUUAGAAAACUAACGAAAAUUGGUUUAUAAAUUUGUGGAUUUUUUUCUGACCAUUUGAGUGAAAAGACAAAACAAGAUCUAACUCUUCUAGUUCUUUUUUUUUUGUAAUUAUCUCUUAUUACAAUAUGUAAAAUCCAUAUAAUAUAUAUAAUAAAUUGUAAUUUUUUUUCUUCUA